AGAGCAGAGGAAUAUACCAAAACAGCGGUUUCUGCAGAGAAGAGCCAAACCAGAGGAGCAAUCAGGAGUUUUCCACAAGGAGAGUCAUCUACCGAGUUGAAGUUGCAUUACAAUGAGUGGAGGUCCCAGCAAACAAAAGCCAGGUCCCAGCAAACAAAAGCCAGGUUCUAGCAGACCAAGGGAGCCAGAUUUCACUGAGCCAAUAUUUGAAGUUCAACCUAGAAACAACAACCAGUACCACCAAUUUAUCUCUAGAGUGCGCCAGCGAGUAGUCCCAAACCCUCCUGAUCCUACUUCUACUCCUCACUAUACUCAUGGUCUUCCUGCGCUUAUCCCUGAACAAACUAAUCGGAGCGAGAUUCGACUCUUCGAUUUGGAAUUAGGGGCAAAUGGUCAAGAUGGGAAUCAUCACACUGUCAGACUCCGAUUUAGAAGGGACAACCUCUACCUAAUUGGUUACCAGAUGGAAAAUGGACAAUGGUUAGAGCUAGACAACGAAAGUCAUGAGCACUUAAUUACAGAUGCAGAAUGGUUACCCUUUGAUGGCAGCUACGGGGGAUUGGGAGCAGCUGCUGUUGAAAGGGGUCAACCACACAUGGGUGUUCAAGACAUCACCGUUGGCUCUGAAAGCCUAAGAAAUGCCGUAACUCAACUCGCUACAUCUGAAGACAAUCAUAAUAGGGCAAGCAGUUUAAUGGCUAUGAUUGUGAUGACUUCUGAAGCACUUAGGCUGAAUCACGUACGGCAAUUCGCUGAAGAGAAUUACGAGCGAGGAAGAACGAUUCGACAGGGGAUGAAUGGAAGUGAUUCACGCUUCACACAACUUGAAGAUGAGAUUAAGGAUUGGAGUCACUUAUCAAAAACAUUGUUUUUCUUGGAUGCAUGCCCCUCUCAGCCUAACAGCAAGAAUGUCUACAAAAGCGGCGACAAAGAGUCCACAUACCAAAAUGCACUGGAGAUAAUAAAUCAAUGGCGUGGUAUUCAAAUUAUCAUUGCAUUGUUGGGCAUUGUCAAGUAUUUUUGCUUCAAACCGCCGCAGUCACAACCACGGCCACGCAAGCCCAGGGCGGCCGUGGAAGAUGGAGGUGAUGAUGGGCAGUGUAUUGUAAUUGGAUCAGAGCUUCUCGAGGUGUUCUCGAUACGUAUUGACAACAAUUACACAUAUGCACGCGAGAUCUAUGGUAUAAUCACAGUUACUGAUGCACUAAGGACCCAAAUAAUUUAUAACAGCUCAAAAGACAAUCCUGAGUACAUCAAUCCAGGCCCAAAUGAUGUUUUGCUUAGUGGACCAUCUGAAGAAGCCAUCUCGGCCCUUGGUGAGGUUACUAUCCAGUUUCUUCUCAAAGAAAAGGGCAGAAACGACGGCAAAGAAGUCAUCCUUCGUCAAGGCUUGUACUGGAGUUCCUUCAAAUUUGGCAAUGUGUAUGACAAACCCACAUCCAAGGCAUUCAACAUAGAUGGGGGUCGCUUGAUCAUCAAUUAUGGCGUGUCUAGACAUGCGGCAGCUGCCAAAGUGAACAUAUCCAAGUUUCAAGGAGGGGAAAACACAAGUGAAGUUUAUGGGAAGGUUUCGUGUUUAGCUGGUUGGAAUGGUGCUGAUGCCACAAGCAUCUUGUUCCAGAGAGAAAAAGGAGACCGUGUCACAGUAAACCGUGGAGAACUCAUUCCAUUGUCGAGAUCCAUUGUAGUUGUACCAUUGAGCAGCUCCACUCUCAAAGUCACAGUGCAGGUAAAUCAUCAUAACAUGAUAUUUCCUGAUGUAGAACUUGCUAAUGACACCAUCCAGCUUGAAACAAAGGAAUCAGGCUCAGAUCAGAGGACCAUCCAAGAAACGGAUCCUGCGUUCUUCACUCCAGAUGAUUCUGUGCUCUUAAUGGUUGUCGAUUGGGCAACUCCAAUUUAAUUAAGUGCGUAAGUAGUAGGUGGUGUUGGCAACAUGUGGGAAUAUCAUUGAGUGAGUGAUAAGCGUCUAAUAAUAAUGCUAUUUAAUUAGUGUGCAAUAUACAUGUAAUCCUUUUAAUUAAUGUCAUAUCAUAUUAAGUGUAUCGUGUAUGAUAAGAAUAUCUUGAUGUAAUAUACAGUAUUGAAGUGUGUAAUAAAUAUUUUCAUCGUGAUAUUUUAUGUGAGAAUAUAUAUAGGGUUU
Messenger RNA from Abrus precatorius (Indian licorice), 2143 nucleotides. RefSeq lists its product as uncharacterized. The transcript is spliced from 2 exons. The record is from RefSeq and is a predicted model, not a curated record. Gene Ontology annotation, biological process: negative regulation of translation. NCBI's taxonomy places the organism in Eukaryota, Viridiplantae, Streptophyta, Magnoliopsida, Fabales, Fabaceae. Gene Ontology annotation, molecular function: rRNA N-glycosylase activity. The coding region runs from base 113 to 1903 and encodes 596 amino acids.